AGUACGAGACAAAAAAUUGAUGGUUUCUUUUCUUCAUUAUUUCAACAGCUCCGGAGAGAGUACACAUUCCCCAAGAAGUGGAUAUACCGGCGAAGCUACAAAUCAGCGCCAACGAAUUUUCAUACCUCCAAACCCAAAUUAAUAGGAAAAAUAAAGAAGUAAAAACCAUUCAGCUCAGCAGCCAAGAGGAUUGAUAGUCAACACGGCCUCCUUUCUUGAUUUGAAUUUAUGGAUCAGUUAUAAGGGGCAGUUCCAACUUCUGGUAGGAGUGUGUAUUGGUAUACUCAGAUAUUCUGAUCUGGGCGUGAGGGGCAUGUCAUUCGAAGUUGAAUUCACGAAAGGUGACGAUGAAGAUGCUAGUUGUGGGCUUUUAUUGCGUGAUAUCGAAGAGAUCAGCAAAGCCCUUUAUUUGCACAAAAGCCCGCUUAAGGCAUUUAAUGCAUCUUACGAUGACUGCAAGCACGUGGUUGCUAAAACUGGCACUUCAGAAUCCAAGUCUAAUGUCGUUAUUCGAGAUUCGUUGCAUAAGGACAAGAAAUCAUCAAUAUGGAAUUGGAAGCCUUUAAAGGCUUUGACCCACAGUCGAAAUCAUCGAUUCAACUGUUGUUUCUUUCUGCACGUCCAUACUAUUGAAGGCUUGCCGUCGAAUUUUGACAACCUUAACUUGUGUGUGACUUGGAAACGGAAGGCUGACAUGUUAAGAACUCGCCCUGCUGGGGUCUAUUUGGGAACAGCUGAGUUUGAAGAGACUCUCAUGCACCGAUGUACUAUUUAUGGUAGAACUGGGCCCCACAAUUCAGUAAAAUACGAGCCCAAGCUCUUCUCGCUUCAUGCCUCUGUAAUAGGGGCACCAACAGAUAUUGGGAAUCACUUGGUUGAUCUGAGCAGGUUGCUCCCACUUACACUGGAGGAGUUAGAGGGGGGUAGGAGGAGCUCAGGAAAGUGGACCACCAGCUUUAAGCUCACAGGCAAUUCUAAAGGCGCAAUACUAAAUGUUAGUUUUGGGUUUUCCGUAUUGGACAGUAACUCAUUUGAGCCGGGUUCUUUUGUGAAAGUUCCUCAUAUUGUGCAGGAAGGUAAUAUGAAUCAUUUUGCUGAUUUUGAUUGGAGGAGUAGAACCAGCCAGCUUGACAAUCACAAUCUUGAUGCUGUCACAAGGAUUUCAGCUGAAGGGUCAUAUCAUCAUUCACAAUCUCUAGCUGUAAAAUUUCUUGAGGAAAUAAUGCCAAAGCAAGGGUCGGAGCUGUCACACUCUGUUAGUUUACUGUAUAGGAAACUUGAUGAAGGAAAGAUGGGUAGCGAAGUGGAGUUUGAUUUAUCUCAUGAGCACUUAAGGUUCCUGAAACCAAAGUCUGAAGCCUCGCCUGAGUCUGCAAGUGGAAACACUGGACUUGAGCUUACUGACACCGAGUUCGAUGUAAUUGAGCAGGGUGUAGAAGUAUCAUUGAAGGAUCAGAUGGGAGUAGAGAAGUGUGGUAGUCAGAGGUUUGACAGUUCUGUGAUUGAAACCAUUGAUGUUGCUGAGAUAUUCAAGGGAGAGGAUGCCACUUUUGAUGAGCAUGUGGGUGGGAACUCAAAACUUGAUAGAAACAAUCGUGAUGAGUAUGGAUGUCCUGCAGAUGAUCCUGAACAUAGAGAUAAUAGCAUGUGCAUUAUUGAACCAGCUUUGGAAGAACUUGAUUCAGCUUUCCAUGAUGUGUUGACUUCUAAACCAUCAGAGUUGGAUUCAUUUCUAGAUAUUGUUAAGUAUUAUGUUCCCGAAAAUUACAUCAAAUCCAAGUCUAUUCACAAAGCAGAAAGAUUGACUAAAUCACUUAGCUUGGAUGAUGUUGCAGAAUCAAUAGAAAAUGAUUUUCUCAACAUGUUGAGCAUUGACCUGAGUCAAGAGGACAUGGUUUGUGGUUCUGGCCCUGAUCUGCCUGGAAUUCCCCUAAGGGGGUUUGAAGAGGAUGCCCUAGCUGGGGAAAACCCUACUCUCAAUACUGAUUUCAUGGCAGAGCAAGAGGACUUUACUUCCAGCAGCUUUACGAAGGUGACCUUUGCAGAUGAUUUUGAUUUGUCAUUUGCUAUUCAAGCAGUUGAAAGGAAACAAGGUAGUGUAACCCAACCAUUGAGAAGCAAAAGAAAUGCUAAAAUUCUUGAAAAUUUGGAAACAGAAGCUCUGAUGAAUGAAUGGGGUCUGAAUGAGAAGGCCUUUCAGUAUUCUCCACAUGCUAGCUCUGGUGGAUUUGGGAGUCCAGUUUAUCUUCCUGCAGAAGAACCUUUAAGAUUACCUUCUCUUGAAGAAGGCGUAGGUCCAAUUAUUAGGACAAAGGAUGGCGGAUUCUUCAGAUCAAUGAAUCCAUUGCAUUUUAGAAAUGCGAACAAUGGAGCCAGAUUAAUUGUGCAAGUUUCUGCUCCGGUUGUGUUGCCUUCAGCGAUGGGAUUUACGGUCAUGGAAAUACUACAAUGUUGGGCAUCUGGAGGAGUUGAGAAGAUGUGUAUUCAGGCAAAUGAACUGAUGCCUUUGGAAGAUGUCACGGGGAAGACAAUGCAGCAAGUUUUGUCUGAAUCUGAAUCUAGAACAGAUGCUCGUAAGAGAUGGGCUUUGCAGCGGAAAUCUGAGUUUGGCCUUGAGUCGUUUGUGGAGAAAAAACCAGCUGAAAAUCGGCUGGAUGCUUGCUCUAAUUGUGAGCUGAUGGAGUCAGAUUACGUAUCUUUUGAAGAUCUAAUUCCUAUGGCAAUAACAAACAUUGAAGGCCUUUUAGUUGAAGGGCUAAAAAUUCAGUCUGGCAUGCCAGGUCAAGAGGCACCUUCAAGCAUUAGGAUCCAGCUACCUAGGAACUCAGCCUCCUUAGGCAAGGUGGCUGAGUUUCCUAGUAACUUAGGUUCUGAAGGAGCUUCAGGCUUGCAGAAUCGGGAUCUUGAUGAUAUAAUUAAAUACUCUAUGUCGUUAGAGGAAUGGAUAAGGCUGGAUUCUGGAGAAUUCUAUGUUGAAGAUGAGAAUGAAGAAAUUGUCUCUGAGCUUUUUGCAGCAUAUUGUGCCAAGUCCGUAGAAUUGGGUAGUGGGCAGCAUAUAAGGGAAGACAAAAGUGGUGUUUUUGGUAACAAUUUCAGAAUGGGUUUAAAAGUGCAGCUUAGAGAUCCCUUGCGUAAUUACGAGAUGGUGGGCUCCUCAAUGCUUGCUCUGUUUCAAGUAGAUAGGGUUUGUUCAGCUCGGCAACCUGAACAGCUCGCCUUAUCAUCGGAAGAACUUUGCAUUGGAGAAAAGGAUGGCCUCAAUGAACAUAUAUUUCCAGAAGGAACUGACUCUGAACAGAAUCGCAAGAAACUUUAUGACCCGUUGUUUAAAGUCUCAGAAGUCCACCUUGCUGGACUGAAUAGUUUACAUGGUAAUAAACUGCUUUGGGGCACUAGCAGACAGCAGCAAUCAGGAUACCGAUGGUUGCAUUCCAGUGGUAUGGCUAGGUCCAACAAGAAUCUUAUUUUUGGCACAAAUGCAGUUCCAAAAUCUUCUUCUGGAUUAAUGAAAAAGUCAUUGCCUGGUCAUGUUUUAUGGAGCAUAUCCAUUCCUAUUCAAGGUGAAGCGGCUACAUGGAACGAGCAUGUUGCAUUAAAUGUUCAUGUAAGAAAUCCUGAUAUUGUUUUUCCAACUAAAUUUGUCAAGUGAUCAUGAGUUACAGAACACACAUAUCCAUUGACCAAGUUGGAGCUACCCAUUCUAUUAGAUAUUUAUUCUUUUAAAAUGUGUGUAGAGUUUCUAAAAGCCGUUGCAGCACUAGCUGUAUCUGUGCUGAGCCUCUGGAUAUUGCUAGUUUUUUGCUGAACUGUCUUGAACAGGAAAUGUACAAAUUGGCUGAACGGGGCAUCAUUGUACAGAAUUCUUAGUAAAUCUUGGAUA
Sesamum indicum (sesame) is the source of this 3880-nucleotide messenger RNA. Its product is annotated as protein PLASTID MOVEMENT IMPAIRED 1-RELATED 1. NCBI's taxonomy places the organism in Eukaryota, Viridiplantae, Streptophyta, Magnoliopsida, Lamiales, Pedaliaceae. The record is from RefSeq and is a predicted model, not a curated record.